UGAUACAAAGGCCGCGACAAUACGAGGCGUCCUGCAUUUACUGACACCUUUCUUUGCGUGCCAUGGCUUAACCCUACGAGUGCAUGCAUAGUAUGAGAUAGUUAUAAGGCCCGAACAGCAUACGUCUGCAGAGAAGUCGACGACAGCUGCGAACAGAAGCACGGCGAAACUGUUCGUCACAGAGGCGGGAAUAAGCGAGACAAUAUUGCCUCAAAUAUAUCAUCUGUAGCUGGUGCUAUUCAGCACGGGGACCACAGAAAUGGACAGCUUCGCCGUGCUGGGAGAAGCGCUCACCCAGCGGAUAUCGGACUUGAAGAAGCUGACGCUGCUCAGAAUCGAAGAUGGUGCCAAAGACAUGUACCAGCAAGACCUGUCCGGUCUGGAGGCUAGCGUGCGCGCGCUGGAGGCCCAGGUGACAACGCUGAAGGACUGCAUCCAAAGGGAGCUGUCUGCAAUGCCCAAGGUCGAGGCUCUCAUUGAGGCCAGCAAGGUGCAGAGCCAGCACCUCAACGCCAUCGCCAGCAACCUGCCGGCGCGCCUGCCGCGCGCGACCUACACCAGCGUUGCGGGGGCAACACUUGCCGGGGGGCGCAACGAGGCCGACGGCCCGGCCGCAGGGACUUCUGGCGUGCUCAGCGCGGGCACAUCGCAGGCGGGCAUGGGCGCUGCGGCCGGGAUGGGCGCGGGUGAGGAGGCGGGCAAGCGGGCCCGGGGCGGUGCUGGCGGCGGCGGCAAGGACGUGCCGCGGUGGUACGUGACGCAGGACGAAUUCGACGCCGUGUCGGCCUAUAUGCGCGGCCGCCUGGUGCCGGAGAAGGUGAACGCCGCGCUGGACGAGCUGGCUGGCCACGGGCUGGCCACUGCGCGGCUGAUGGCGGCGGUGCGGGCGGGCGGAGCCAAGCUGGCGCCGGCGGAGCGCAAGCGCGCCACUGAGCUGAUGCACAGUGUGGCGAACAAGGAGGGUGUCAAGGGCCAUUUCUGGUUUACCGAUGGCGACCUGCGCGAGGGGCCGCUGGUGCGCCCCGACAAGAGCGGCAAGGGCUUGCUUACGCUGCUGCGCCACCUGGGCCGAUUGGCUGAGCACCGCUGCAGCGUGGACGGCAAUGCAACCACCGUGUACGUGCUAUGCGAGCCGCGCUAAGGAGGGAAAGAAGGAGGAUUGGGGGAGGGAAAGGAGGGUUUGUAGGAGUGUCGCACGCACUCAACGGAGAGCCACGGAUGGCCUACAUUGGGGGCAUGUCGCACCCGUGGAGGGCACUGUGGGAGUGUGCUGGUGCUUGGUGGCAACUGGCCCCGGCCACCUGCAGCUGCAGUGAGCAGGCUGUCAGAUUACGGCGUGAAGGGCAUGUAUGGCGGCAGGUGGAAACAGGCGCCAUCACGACGCUGAUGUCAGGGGCUUGCAGGGGAGGCGUUUCCCGCACUCAAAUGCCCAUGGUGCGUGUGUGGGCGAAAGCCUGCGGAAGACAUGCUCGGGGCGUGGCCACGUACUGUAUGUGGACGGUCAUGUUCGCCCGGGCGUGUAGCGUGGAACCAUGCAGCGGAGCGUCCCUAGAUGACCUGCGGUUAGUAUGGAUGCAUGAGCCCUGUGUCCUCUGUUGGCAGCUGCAGCGGGCUGUUAGCGCGUGUACCGCUGCUGCUGGGGCAAGCUGAUAUGGGUGUGUGAUGGGACAGGGUUCAGGCAGGUUGGCGAGGUCCCAUAGGGUGCAGCGGACGCCCAUAUCCCAAGCAGACAGCAAACAGUUUGCAGCGGCAGAGCAGGAGUGCAUGGCUGGUCGAACGCCGGAGUUACUGUACCGACAAGUUGCUGGCUAGCUGGAAGUUUGCUGAUGCGCAUUCCUCACGCUC
Molecule: messenger RNA, 1845 nt
Organism: Chlamydomonas reinhardtii
Lineage: Eukaryota; Viridiplantae; Chlorophyta; Chlorophyceae; Chlamydomonadales; Chlamydomonadaceae
Exons: 7
Coding region: 260-1141 (293 amino acids)
Biological process (GO): regulation of microtubule polymerization or depolymerization; cell division; mitotic cell cycle
Cellular component (GO): spindle microtubule; mitotic spindle; outer kinetochore
Molecular function (GO): microtubule binding
Source: RefSeq, a predicted model, not a curated record